Messenger RNA from Choloepus didactylus (southern two-toed sloth), 954 nucleotides. Its product is annotated as olfactory receptor 51E1. NCBI's taxonomy places the organism in Eukaryota, Metazoa, Chordata, Mammalia, Pilosa, Megalonychidae. The record is from RefSeq and is a predicted model, not a curated record. Gene Ontology annotation, biological process: G protein-coupled receptor signaling pathway. The transcript has a single exon. Gene Ontology annotation, molecular function: olfactory receptor activity; G protein-coupled receptor activity. Gene Ontology annotation, cellular component: membrane. The coding region runs from base 1 to 954 and encodes 317 amino acids.
AUGAUUGGCCCUAAUGGCAAUGAAUCCAAUGCCACAUACUUCAUCCUAAUAGGCCUCCCAGGCUUGGAGGAAGCACAGUUCUGGCUGGCCUUCCCAUUGUGCUCCCUCUACCUUAUUGCUGUGCUAGGUAACUUGACUAUCAUCUACAUCGUGCGGACUGAACACAAUCUACACAAGCCCAUGUAUAUCUUCCUUUGUAUGCUUUCCGCCCUUGAUGUCCUCAUCUCCACUUCAUCCAUGCCCAAAAUGAUAGCCAUCUUCUUGUUCAAUUCCACUACCAUCCAGUUUGAUGCCUGUCUGCUCCAGAUGUUUGCCAUCCACUCCCUAUCUGGCAUGGAGUCCACGGUACUGCUGGCCAUGGCCUUUGACCGCUAUGUGGCCAUCUGCCAUCCACUACGCCAUGCCACUGUGCUCACAUUGCCUCGGGUUGCCAAGAUUGGCAUGGCCGCUGUGGUACGGGGUGCUGCACUCAUGGCACCCCUGCCUGUCUUCAUCAAACAGCUGCCUUUUUGCCAGUCCAAUAUCCUCUCACAUUCCUACUGCCUACAUCAAGAUGUCAUGAAGCUGGCCUGUGCCGACAUCCAUGUCAAUGUCAUCUAUGGCCUCAUUGUCAUCAUCUCUGCCAUUGGCCUGGACUCACUUCUCAUCUCCUUCUCGUAUCUGCUUAUCCUGAAGACUGUGUUGGGCUUGACACGUGAAGCCCAGGCAAAGGCAUUUGGCACUUGUGUCUCUCACGUGUGUGCUGUUUUCAUAUUCUAUGUACCUUUCAUCGGAUUGUCUAUGGUACACCGUUUUGGCAAGCAACAUGACUCCCUUUUGCCCAUCAUCAUGGCCAACACCUACCUGCUUGUUCCUCCUGUGCUCAACCCUAUUGUCUAUGGGGUGAAGACAAAGGAAAUCCGGCAGCGCAUCCUUCGACUUUUCCAUGUGACCACCCACACUUUGGAUCCCUAG